Messenger RNA from Solanum pennellii, 1242 nucleotides. RefSeq lists its product as uncharacterized. The record is from RefSeq and is a predicted model, not a curated record. The transcript is spliced from 9 exons. Bases 1 to 1242 code for a protein of 413 amino acids. Lineage: Eukaryota; Viridiplantae; Streptophyta; Magnoliopsida; Solanales; Solanaceae.
AUGGGCCUGUUUUAUAGUGAACUCAGGAUGAAUAAAAAAAUUGUUCGACAAAUAUUAUUGGUGUUAUGUUUAUUUUUGAGUUAUAAUGGAGUACAAGGAAGAAAAAAGUUAUCCAAAUCGGAAGACAUGGAGUUAGAGAAACAACUAAAACUUUUGAAUAAACCACCAAUCAAAACAGUCAAGACUAAAUUUGGAGAAUCAUACGAUUGUGUGGAUUUCUACAAACAACAUGCGUUUGAUCACCCAUUGUUGAAGAAUCAUAAUUUUCAUCCUCAGAUGAAACCAACUUUUGCUGAGAUAAAACAAAAUUCAUAUGGCUCGACAACUAAUAAAUUACCGACAAUAUGGUCAAAAGAUGGAGGUUGUCCUUCUGGAACUGUUCCCAUCAAGAGAAUUACAAAGGAUGAUCUUAUAAGACAAAGAAAUAUGCCACCAGCAGAACCUGCCAACGAAUUUAGCAAUAACGAUAUUGAGCAAAAGGGAAGCUACAGCUACCAAUUUAAUGGAUAUAAGCGCGCAAUAGCUAUACCACAGUACGAUCCAAAUGUUACAAAGUUUUCAGGAGCUGGAAUGGCAACUAGUUUGUACAAUCCUCAUGUUGAAGGUCAACAACAUAGCGGUUGUCGAAUUAAAAUUCAACAUGGAUCGGAUAUCUUACAAGUUGGUUGGAGAGUUGAUCCAACAUUAUAUGGGGAUAAUAAUACUAGACUUUACCUACAUUACCAGACAGGUAAAACUCGCUGUUUCAAUACAUUAUGUCCCGGCUUUGUGUCUGUACAUACCGACAUACCUCUUGAUAUGUCAUUUGAGGACAAUCUUUCACAACGUGGAGGGAGCCCAAAGGAGAUUAAUUUGUACAUUUAUAGGGAUACAGGCAAUGGAAAUUGGUGGCUUCUACUUGGACCAGACUAUACACAAGUUGGGUUUUGGCCACAUAAUAUAUUAAAUGAAUUGAAAGGUUUUGCUACUAAUGUUGAAUGGGGAGGAGUUACGUAUAAUCCACCAGGUCUACCAGAACCUCCGAUGGGCUCGAGCUUUUUUCCUAUCGGAAAUAGUAGUCUUGAUGCGUAUUGUAGGAGUAUUACGGUUGCAAAUGAGGUCGGAGAUUCGGUUGGAAUAUAUAAUGUAGUCGUGCUUACUGAAAAUAAAUUUGCUUACGAUAUUCAAUUCAAAGGACUUACGGAAGGGUCAAACACUAUUACUUAUGUUUUUUAUGGUGGGCCUGGUAUUAGUAAUUCAUGA